AUGUGUGAUCAGAACGCGUUACUUCGCCUUCUGGCGGCACAAGCAACCGCUCAACAACAGAUGUUGUUCGGGUGCGGUACGGGACAAGUAAUCGGCGCUGGAGGUGCGACAAACACCGGUCAUCGAGGAGUUGGCGCCAAUGGCGUCGGGUUGCUCAACGGCGUUCUAAGCGCGGCUAAUCCAUUUCUAUCACCAGAGAUGAUGUUGUGGCAAAGUAUGGUAGCUGCACAAUCACAGAUUGCACAACUUCAACAACAACAACAACAACAACAGCAGCAGCAACAACAGCAACAGAAGCUGCCGCAAAAGCAACAGCAACAGCUUCAACAACAACAACAACAACAACAACAACAACAGCAACCGCAAGCCCAACCAUCGUUUGAUGAAGUGCUGAAGAAAUUAUCAGAAAGCGCGAAGAAAAGGAAGAUCUGUGCUUCUGGUAAAGCGUCGAGAAUUUUGCACUUCAUUCGGAACAUAAUAUUCAUCUGGAAUCCGCCGUCUGAGUUGAAGCAACAGGGAAUGUUCAGUCGGAUUUCUUUCAAUGUCGGCGACUACUCGGCAGCUACUGCUGCCAUAAUCGUCGUCAUCGUCGUAGGGCCGGCCAUGGCUGGCUGCACUGCUGCGAUCGUCAAACGGCAGCAGCCACGAAAUUCACGAGGGACUCAAGAAGCUCAAGAAACAUGCUUUAUUGGAGGAGGAGGAGGAGCUGACUUGGUUAUCCACGACAAUAUCCAGAAAUUUCACACGAGAAGUAGGAGGAAAAAUGCCCACAAAUGUUUGACUCCACCUCGAGAAUUCCAGAAAAACGUUGCUUUAUGCUUUUACGCUCAGUUGAGCUCCAAGUCAGAUUAUGCUAUGAAUCAGUUCUCCAGCGUUGUUAUCCAACCAUGUUGCUUUGGUGCUCACGUAGGUGAGUGUUUAUGUGUUAGUGUGGAUGUAGAGUAUCAGGAUGAUUCUGGCAUUGAUUGGGAUCCGCAAAUUAUGUUUAUUUUCGCUUCUGUUUUGUUUCAACAAGCGGUCAACGUCAUUCGGGACCGAGCUCAACUACGUGUCAAACAGUGCGAAUUUUGGCAAUCGAGCUCACCUCGUCUGUUGGCUACGAUGACCGGAGACGCUGAACGAUUGGAUGAAAGGAAUGCAUUGAGGAAGGGAAAGAAAAGUUAUGUAAAAAUCACCGAAAAGGCAAAGAAAAGUUAUGUAAAAAUCACCGAAAAAGGCAAAGAUCAGUCACGUGCAGUAAUCAAUGGUGUUUCGGGUUCCCAUCAGUCAACGACUAGUUUGCUACCGAUGUCGGCUUCAGCAGCGGCGACACCAACGACUUCGGUUAUUCGUGGUGGACGAAACAAUCUCGAACCAGGCGAGAUCCCCGUCAUGAAGAGUACAUCGUUUGCGAAGACGUUGAACUCAAUGAAUAAGAGCAUGCUGGACGCGGCGAUGUUGCAGCUGUUGGCCACACAGAUGAUGAGUCAACAGCAGACGGCAGCAGCAGCCGGAACGAUGGCUGCAAAAAUGAAUGGGCAUUUCAAUAACAGAACAGCAACAAAGAAGGACGCGGCUCACUUAGCACUUGACCUUUCCACUAGGGCUAAAGCAGAACCAGGUCCUUCAUCUGACGGUACCGAAACACGCAGCAGUGCCACUCCAUCUGAAAGUGUAGGUGAGACCGGGAAGAAACGCCCACCGGCCACCGAGUCUCAGGCGAGAGUACCGUUAUCAUUAGGAUGGCGACGUCAAACAUGCAUCCGAUCGAUAGCUGCAUCUGGAGUUCGUGGAGACGUCGUCUACUACGCGCCAUGUGGGAAAAAGCUGAGCACCUACGCCGAAGUGUUAAGAUAUCUGAUGAAGCAUCCGUGCAAUUCGAUUUGUCGCGAUAACUUCUCAUUUAGCAGUAAAUUAAUCGUCGGCGAAUUUUUAUGGCCGAAGGAACUGGAAAGCGGCGAGAAGACAGUGGUAAAGAUGACCGAAGAAGCCGUUGCUGAUGAGGUGAAUCGCUUGGUUUCGUUGAAACCGCCGGCUCGAAACGGUGAACGAAAGCAUCGCGAAAAGCCAUCAGCAGCACCGCUGCAUGAAGGGAGGACCACUCCUGAAGAGUCUCACCAUGAGCAUCAUGUUGAAGUCGACGAAUCACCAUUAGAUGUGUAUGACGAUGAAGACAAAAUCAAAUGGAGUCGUGAACCUAUCGACGAUCUCUUACUGACAGAAAUUCGACCGGUGCCAGACUUACCACGGGUUGAAAAUCUACGCCUAAAUGGCCUCGGUUUUGCCGAUGCUCUUAUGGUCUGUGAAUUUGUGCAUAAUUUUGCACGUGUAUUGGAAAUAGGUGAAAGUCGUACUCGACUCGGUCAAACUGUAUCCGAACUGGGUGUCACGGAACAAAACUAUUCCGAAUUAAUGCGGAUGUUCUUGGCAACAAGGGAUUCCCAAGGAGAAAAGUUAUCUCAUCUCUUGAUCACUCACAACUUCAAUGAACUCGCCGGGGAAGAGAAAGCAGCCAUAAUGGCGUUCCUCUGCAACGAACUCCUUUGCUGUCCUAAUAUCGUAAAGGAAAUUGAUCGAAAUCUUGAAGAAGUUGGUCGAUUAAAAGGCGAUCGAUGGAUGAGGGACGGGAAGGCUCGAGCUCUCCGAGUUGUUCAGCGUAGGAAACAGAAAGCGGAACGCGGCAUAAUGCAACCCGCUGAUUCUGAUGGUCAGACACAUGACGAACGACCAUCGUCAAGAAAUUCUGAAGCGUCUGAUGGCAGUCGACCAACCACGCCCAUCCCGACAACUAGGGACCGACGACUCACACCUGGUCUUGGGCAAUGUGAAAUUCUAACCGAAGAGGAGGAGAACAUGUCACCCGAUCAACUCGAAGUGCUCAUUGACUCUCUUAAUUCGGAGGCUGAACAUCUCAAGGAGAAAAUCAACGAGUUAUCGACGAAAGUGCGCAGUUUCCCGUUAGGAUGUGAUCGAUAUCAUCGGCAGUACUGGCAAAUCCCUGGUGUGCCAUCAGUGUUGGUCGAGUCCGUCGAGAGUUCUGGUAUGUCGAAUCCGGCAUGUAACACAGACGACACAUGCUCAAAGGACCCGUCAGAUCUUACAGCCCCUUCGUUUGUUCAUCCGGAUGUGUUUGCAUGCGUUGAGGAUCUCGUUGAUGACGUCGUGACUGGUUGUUCACACACAGAUCGACGUAAACGCAAGCGUUUCCGACGUAUGGACAAUCCGUACAAACGAGGAUGGUGGGCGGUGGACACGAGGGAAGCGUUGGAGUCCGUGCGCAGUAGCCUUCAUGGACGUGGAAUUCGUGAACGUAUUUUGCAUCGACUUCUGUGCAAGUCAUGGUUCCUUAAGGAUGUUAAGCUUGGCAGAGUCGAUCUGGAGAAGUUUGGUGAUGAAGUAGAUUGGAAUGAGGUGACAGAAAGGAAUAGAAACGCCGUACAUCGACAAGUUGACGAGUUGAUAGCGAGAAUCAACAGUGCUAAAAUCUUCAUAAAAGGUACCGCGAAUGCUCAUCUUCGAGGUGGCGCUGGUCCGGAUAGGUCUCUUGCAGCUUUGAAGCUGAGAAUACUGAGUUGCGAACGAGCAAUCAGUCGCAACUACUUACGACCAAGCUUUUUCGUUAGUGAUAAAAAAUGCUUGGCAUACUCAUUGGAAAUCGAAGGUAUGGCACGUAAGAAAGAUUUGGUUAAUACGGAAGAUGAAGAUGAACGUGAUGAUGAAGACGCGACGGAAGAAUCGGAAAAAGAUGAUUCGGAUAGACGUGAAACCAUCGAACGAUGGCGAUCUUAUGUGGAAUCUGCCGAAACGCCAGCUGAGCUGUCGCUUGCUGUUCAGAUGCUGAACUCAUCCGUGGCUUGGGAAACGGUGGCGAUUCUACGUCUUUGUCAGAUCUGCCACAAGCGAUGCGAUGAACCGUCGACGACAUUGAAGUGCACAGCGUGUCGACUCAACUAUCAUCUGGGUUGCUGUAAAUCGCCGCAAUCUCGUGAGUGGUUUUGUCCAGCUUGUGUGGAAGUGUCAACUCAGGUGCCCACGUGUCUCAUCUGCUCCCGUCAGCACGACUAUCUAGCAGUGUGCAGAAAAUGCUAUCAUUUCUUCCACUUCGACUGCGUAGGUGAUGCAUCCUUUGAUUCUUAUAAAGACUUCACGUGCCGGGGUUGCGAUCCCAAGUUAUUUGAACGACGAGUGAUCGCUUACGGUGAAAGCGACGAUUAUAUUGAAGCAGACGAUUCCGCUGACACGACUGAACAUCACCAUCAUGGUCACCAAAACGGACAACACCCAUCACAUGGACGAGAUGCACGGAAACCUGUAAAGCGAAAAGCCGAAGCACCACCACCGGUCGUAUUUCCGAUGGAAAUGAACGCAGAUCUGUGCAGAGCGAUGUUGGACGAAUUGGAAUGUCAACCGGGUGUUGGCCCGUUUCUGGAGCCGGUGGAUUUGGAUCUUGUCCCUGGUUAUCGUGAGACGAUUGCUAAUCCCAUUGACAUAGCGUCAAUCAGGAACCGAAUAGAUGCGCUGUGGAGAGGGGUUCAUUACUCAAAUGUGAUUUUUUUAGAAUAUAGGUUGUUAAAUAUUUAUAGCUAUGAAACACCGGACGAUUUUGCUGCCGACAUGGAAUUGAUGUUCAGCAAUUGUCGUACUUUUAAUGAAGAUGAUUCUCCUGUCGGAAUUGCUGGUGCGACACUGCAGAAAUUCUACCACAAACGCUGGCGGCAGUUGAAGUAUAACUUUAGCAAACGGUUAAAACGUAUGCGUCAUUCGUUAUGA
Molecule: messenger RNA, 4749 nt
Organism: Angiostrongylus costaricensis
Lineage: Eukaryota; Metazoa; Nematoda; Chromadorea; Rhabditida; Metastrongylidae
Source: the annotation of a GenBank genome assembly